AUAUCCAGCGAGCCGGCCUGUCCCCGAGCGGCUGAUUCCUUCGCGUUUGCCCACUGCCGGGGGCCAUGGAUCAGCACCGGAGCAGCAGCCUCAGGUCGUACACGUCCAACGCCUCGUCCCGGGCGGGGUCCUUCGACUUCGACCACGACCAGGACAAGGAACGCGCCGGCCUGACCGGCGGCGGCGACCGCCGGGAGGUCGUCGUCAAGAUCGACGCCGAGCCGCACUCGCCUGUCUCCCUCCACGCGCCCGGCGGCGUGUCCGGCCACAGCUCAGCGGUCAGCACGCCGCGGGCCGGCGGCGCGGUGAGCAUUCUCGCGCCGUCCGCGUCCGGGUCGAGCGCGUCGACCUCCAGCCCCGGGGGCGACGCGUCCCGCUCCGGCGAAUCGUUCAGUUUCAAGAACCGCCCGCCGCAGUCUCCGGCCGGCGGGGAGUCCAGCGAAGAUCCGCCCAGCCGUCUCAUUGGCAACUUCCUCCGGAAGCAGGCGGCGGCUGGCGGCGAGCUGACCAUCGACCCCGACUUCGAUGUGGACGAGAUGAGAAGGCCACCGCGCGCGCCGACGUCUGCCAACAACGCCUCCAGGGAGCUGCGCGUCUCGUUCCAGGACCCCCGGAAACGGUUCUCCCCGUCCACGUCCACGGCGUCCUCCUCCUCGUACGACGGCGGCGACAACCGGAACCAGAGCAACAUCGACUUGGACACUGCCGAGGUUCUACGCUGCACGUCCACGUCCACCGGUUCCUCCCUGCUGGCGCGCAGCAAGACGCGGUCGAGGCUAAUGGAUCCCCCGCCGCCGUCGUCGUCGAGCGCCGGCCCCGCCGGCGAGGGGGAUCCCCGAAAGUCAUUUGUCUCAAAGGGGCUGCCGCCCAAGUCCGGCCAGCUCCGGUCGGGUCUCAUCGGCAAGUCGGGUCUCAUCGGCAAGUCGGGGCCCAUCGGCAAGUCAGGUGCCUUCGACGAUGAGGACGACGACCCGUUCGUGGACGAGGGCAUGACCUCGGACUUCAAGCGCGACACCAUGGACUGCCUGCUCAUCAUGGAGUGGGUCAGCCUGGUGGUCAUCGUGGCCGCGCUGAUCUGCAGCGUCACCAUACCCAGCCUGUCAAAAAAGAAGCUCUCGGGGCUCCACCUCUGGAAGUGGGAGCUCCUGGUGUUCGUGCUCAUCUGCGGCCGCCUCGUCUCCGGCUGGGUCAUCCGCAUCGCCGUCUUCUUCGUGGAGCGCAACUUCCUGCUGCGGAAGAAGGUGCUCUACUUCGUCUACGGCGUGCGCGGCGCCGUGCGGAACGUGCUCUGGCUCGGGAUCGCGCUCGUGUCCUGGCACCUCCUGUUCGACAAGGACGCCAAGCGGGAGACGCACACGGUGGUGCUGCAGUACGUCACCAAGGUGCUGUGCUGCCUCCUCGUGGCCACCGUGAUCCGCCUCGUCAAGACGCUGCUGCUCAAGGUGCUCGCCUCGUCCUUCCACGUCUCCACCUACUUCGACAGGAUCCAGGAAGCGCUCUUCAACCAGUACGUCAUCGAGACCCUCUCCGGCCCGCCGCUAGUGGACGAGAGCCGGAUGAUGGCUGAGGUGCAGAGGCUCCAGAGCGCGGGAGCAUCCAUCCCCAGUGAGCUCGAAGCGACAGCGAUGCCGGGCAAGUCCGGGCCACUGCCCAAGAGUGGGCGCCUCACCACGGUCGCGUCCAAGCGGGGAGGAGGAGCAGGGGCCAGCAAGCAGCUGCAUAGGCAGAAAACCGAGCUGCAUCUGGAUGACGGCAUCCCGAUUGACCAGCUUCACAGGCUCAGCCAGAAGAACAUCUCUGCGUGGAGCAUGAAGAGGCUGAUGAAGAUCGUCCGGUACGGGGCGCUGACGACGAUGGACGAGCAGCUCAAGCAUGCAACGGGCGAGGACGAGCUGGCGACAGAGAUACACAGUGAGUAUGAGGCCAAGGUUGCGGCAAAGAGGAUCUUCCAGAACGUCGCCAAGCCUGGAUCCAAGCACAUAUACCUAUCAGACUUGAUGCGCUUCAUGAGGCAGGAAGAAGCUUUAAAAGCGAUGGAUCUUUUCGAAGGAGCGCAGGAGCACAACAGGGUCAGCAAGAGGUCACUCAAGAACUGGGUGGUAAACGCAUUCAGAGAGCGCAAAGCUCUUGCCCUGACGCUCAACGACACCAAGACCGCAGUGAACAAGCUGCACCAGAUGGCCAACGUUGUGGUCGCGCUCAUCGUGCUUGCGCUCUGGCUUCUCAUCCUGGGGAUCGCGACGUCCAAGUUCUUCGUCUUGCUCAGCUCGCAGCUCCUCGUGGCGGUGUUCAUGUUCGGGAACACUCUCAGGACCAUCUUCGAGGCGAUCGUGUUCCUCUUCGUGAUGCAUCCUUUCGAUGUCGGCGACCGAUGCGAAGUUGAUGGAAUGCAGGUGGUUGUGGAGGAGAUGAACAUCAUGACAACGAUCUUCCUCCGAUAUGACAACCUCAAGGUGUAUUAUCCAAACAGUCAGCUAGCCCAGUUACCGAUCAUGAAUUACUACAGGAGUCCUGACAUGGGAGAUGCGGUGGACUUCACAGUCCAUGUCGCAACACCCGUGGAGAAACUGUCCCUCAUGAAGGAGAGACUAAUGCAUUACCUUGACAACAAGAAGGAGCAUUGGUACCCUGGCUCCAUGGUGGUCCUGCGCGACGUGGACGACACGAACAAGCUCAAGGCCUCCAUCUGGUGCCGCCACACGAUCAACUUCCACGACAUGGGGCUGAGGUUCGAGCGGAGAGAGCUGCUCCUCCAGGAGAUGAUCAAGAUCUUGAGAGACCUCGAGAUCGAGUACCGGAUGCUGCCGCUCGACGUCAACGUCCGGAACGCGCCGACCAUCCAGUCCUCGAGGAUGCCGUCGACAUGGACGUGUAAUUACUGACAUUUUUUUUUUUUUGGUUUGCUGGAUACACAUCAGGCUUUGUUAUGAGAUCGUGCUGCUAGAUCGAGGUAGUAGUUUCCUGAGUGAGUUGAGCUGUGACAGCGUGCUGAGACGAGAGGCAAACAGGUUUUCGCUGUCGCUGCAGCCAUCACUUGUGCUUUCCCUGUAGCUAAUUGUGUCGUUGGUCCCUAACUCCCAUAGCUUAAUUUGGUGCUCAUGAUAAGUGAACUUCUUCUGCUAGAGAGAAUAAUGUUGAUUAUCUAGCUUAUUUAAAA
Sorghum bicolor (sorghum) is the source of this 3157-nucleotide messenger RNA. RefSeq names its product mechanosensitive ion channel protein 6. NCBI's taxonomy places the organism in Eukaryota, Viridiplantae, Streptophyta, Magnoliopsida, Poales, Poaceae. Gene Ontology annotation, cellular component: plasma membrane. Gene Ontology annotation, biological process: monoatomic anion transport; transmembrane transport. The record is from RefSeq and is a predicted model, not a curated record. The transcript is spliced from 5 exons. Gene Ontology annotation, molecular function: mechanosensitive monoatomic ion channel activity. The coding region runs from base 66 to 2882 and encodes 938 amino acids.